Durotheca rogersii is the source of this 697-nucleotide messenger RNA. RefSeq lists its product as uncharacterized. The coding region runs from base 47 to 562 and encodes 171 amino acids. The transcript has a single exon. The record is from RefSeq and is a predicted model, not a curated record. NCBI's taxonomy places the organism in Eukaryota, Fungi, Ascomycota, Sordariomycetes, Xylariales, Xylariaceae.
CCUGUCUGGGCCUGCUCUCUUCGCGCCUCUAAAUCUACUAGUUUAGAUGGCGUUUUGUACGCGUCAGGUGAUGAGUGCGCCCCCCCCCCCCUCCCCUCUCUCUUUCUCUCCCGCGGCAGAAUAUCUUCAGCUGUGUUUCUCGACUUCUCUAGUGGUAGUGCCGACUUGGGGAUCGCAGGGUCGACGGAGACGGGGAGGGGAAGAAGAUGAAGAACAGCCACAGAGUGGUCAACCCUCCAAUCGGCACGCCGAACCUCGACAUCUCGGGGGGAUCCGCUCUCGACAACUUCAUUUCCUUCGCCUCCCGCACAGAGCCCCCAGCACGCUUAGCAUAGCAUCACUAUAUACCCUCUUCAUUAUAAUCCUCAUAAUUACAUGUGUUUGCCCCCCCCCUUCUAGGCUAAUUAUCACAUAUCAUCUCGUCAUUUCCCUCUGGUUAUUUCGGAGCCCGAGCAUACCACGCAGUAUACAGGGGAGCAAGAUCAUGCAGAGACACCCUCCCCCCCCCCAUCUCGAGUAUGAGGGCAUCUGCCUAGUAGUGUCCGCCGCGUCCGCCUUAUAGUAUUGAUCAGACGUUUUCUCGCAUAAUGCUCUGAAUUGGCGUAUCUCCCCAACGUCAUGUCAUACCUGGGAAGACAUGCCGCGGGUCAAACACCAUUGCUUACCUACGUGCUCAUGCUGCUGCCGCCGCUGCUGA